GGAUCGCCAAGGAAGGUUUCGACAUGAACCAGUUUUGGAGCUGCGUCAUUGAACCAUUGACCCCGCGCUGGGCUGCGCAUUUUGAAGACUUCCUCGAAGUGGUUCGGAGAGAUGGCUCCAAGUGUCCCAGCUUGGCGGUCACCUUGCUGAGAGUCGUGAGGACAAACUGGACGAGCCGGCGUGGCCUCAAAAGCGCUGAGGCGCUGGCCUUGUCAAUGAGGCUGGGCGGAAGCCUUGCGCAGGUGGAGGUGGAGCUGACGCUACUCCAGCAGGAGGUGGCCUUGCGGAAACCCACCUGUCACCUCGAAGCCUGGCUCCCAGCAUUGGAGCUCAUGGAAGCCGCCAGCUUGGGCGGUGAGUUUGUGGCUACGCUAUUGAAUCAUGCAGGCAUUCAUGACCUUUUACAAGUCCUCUCGCAGAAGCCUUUUGGUGAGUGGCCUUUUCAGCAGCUUGUUUUGGCCCAUGCUCGGGAGAUGUGCCAGCGCUACUAUGCUUUGGCCACACGGAAGGAUGCCACGAAGCUGUUGGACAGGAUUGAGCAGGUUGCAGAUGUGUCUCAGGCUUUUUGCGUGCCCUUGCUUGCAGACCUGGUCGAGACGCCGUCGCUCGGGUGGCGAAAAGCCAUCGAGGACGAGGCUUGCUUGCGUUUGCCGGCUUGGCGCCGGUUCAGCCAGUUGCAUGGGCCUCAGAUUGAUGUGUUCAUGCUUGUCAGCAUUGUCCUUGUUGAUAUUUGGCGGGUUCUUCUUCUGGGAUUUUUUUGGUUCCUGAAUCGCGGAGCGUCAGAUCCAAGGUUGGAAGGCUUCUACCUGCAGCUGCGCCAAGAGUUGGAAGAAAACUAUCGGAGACUCUGCUCUCUAGAGUUUUCCUUGGCCGACUGCAUUGUGCUUUCGGAGGAGGGGCCCUUCCAAGCUGCUCUCCUGCACUUCAGCGUGCAACGCCCUGGCCUCUCCGAGCUGGGUGGUGAACUCCGCGCAUUGCGCAGGGGGAAGGAGAAAAUUAAGUGCUUCCGGACACUGGCGACCUGGCAUCCCAAGCUGGCACAGCAGCUGGAAGGCAGCUUGAAGGAGGUAGAGAGCCUGGAACUAGCCUGGGGCCAUGCACCAGCUUGCGAAUUGCGGACAAGAUGCCAAGCUCUUCUGCGGGAGGCACCUGACCCAAGAGUGCUCAAGGCCCUGGACAUGUCGCCCAUCAUCCGAACAGCAGUGCUUGAGGGCAUGAAUGUCUCGAUGGAGGUGUCGAUUCCAGAGACGGUGGAGAAGAUUCGAGUGGCCUGGGGAGGAGAGUUUGCGUCAUUGCUGUCCAGAGAGCUCAACCUUACAAGGGCCAAAGAACUGUUGGAACUUGGAAGAGACCGUCAAGACUGCAAAGACACUGCAUGGUUGGCAUUGGAGCUUCGAGUUGCUCCUUCACUAGGCAACUUUCAACAGGAGCUGUUUGAUCCUGAACAUUGCAAGAGGGUGGAGGCGGACCUGCAGGCGGUGGUGCAUUUUGCUGGCUAUUCCACGGUCUUGUCAGACUUGGAGAGUUUGCUAACCACUUUGCAGAAAAGGAGCUUGUUGAUUGCAGAUGAGUCCUUGCGGGAAUUCGAAGAGCAACUUUGUGAGCACAAGUCGCUGGAUUGGAGCUGCUGCCAACUCAGCCGCAUCCAGAGGUUUUCCAAGUCCCAUGUUUUGGGCUUGGAGGUCGAGUCGUUAGAAGCAGCUGCCUUGCACAGCAUCAUGCAGCAAGUGCCGCUCAUACAGAUGCUCGAAGAAGGAGAUCGGCAGCUGGACUUCCUUCAGGAUGCCGACCGUUUUCGGCAGCUCCAGGUGAUGGUUCGAGAGAGCUCGGCAGAUUUCGAUGGCUUUCAAGUUGCAGCGGUGCAGGAUCUAGACAACUUGAGACCCUUCCUGAUAGGUGUUCUGAUGCCCGAAGCGCAUUCCUUGUCAACGUUGUUGAAGGCCCUGAAGCAACAUCGUUCAACACCUUUGAAGCUAGUGGCGCGAGCAUCAGAUCUCCUACGUGUGGUUGGCCUCUUGCACACAGACCUCUCGAAAGAUGUGCGCUGCCGGGACAUGGAGCUUUUUCAGGAGAUGUGGAGGGACAUGGCGGAUCAGUGAUCGCAAUCGCACUGCGCUACUGGUGAAGAGUGGGGCCUAUAACUUCGAUCGGGUGCAGAAGAUGCGGGAUAGGCUUUUGCUCGAUCUUGGAUCCGCG
Molecule: messenger RNA, 2196 nt
Organism: Durusdinium trenchii
Lineage: Eukaryota; Dinophyceae; Suessiales; Symbiodiniaceae
Source: the annotation of a GenBank genome assembly